Molecule: messenger RNA, 1280 nt
Organism: Trichomonas vaginalis G3
Lineage: Eukaryota; Parabasalia; Trichomonadida; Trichomonadidae
Product: protein of unknown function, DUF4106 family
Exons: 1
Source: RefSeq, a predicted model, not a curated record
AUGCAAAAGGCAAUGAAAAGCGCAGAAUAUAUAAAAGCUAAUAAUGACUGGUUAGAUGCCCAAGCCAACGCUAAAGCAGCCCAACUUAUAGGGUCAAUAAGGACAAAAAUACAAGCGGAUGAAGACAGUUCAAAUGAAGCUUUAAUGAAUGCUGACUUUAAGAAUGCCUUCGAAGCUCUUCAUAGUAAGGUGAAACUAGUGAACGACUUCUCAUCUGGAAAGAAACUGAAGUCUGAAGGUUUCGACAAAGAGUUAAGAGAAGUAGCACAAAAUAUGACGAAAAUAACAGAUGCAGCAACGAGACAGGCAGUUCAAAGUGCCUAUGACGCCGUUAGAGCAACUGUUGUGGAAAGUCAAGAAAAAGAGUUACAACAGACCAAAAAAGACCUAGUAAAUGCUUUCUUAAGAACGAAAAGUCAGGUAGGACAUUAUGCUGCAGAUGGAACAUAUGUGCCAGCUGGUGGAACUUAUAUACCAGUUGGUGGAACUUAUAUACUAGCUAGUGGAACUUAUAUACCACCAAACCCUCCAAGAGAAGCACCUGCACCAGGACUACCUAAAACAUUUACAUCGUCACAUGGACACAGACACAAGCAUGCACCAAAACAACAACUAACACAGCAACCAACAGUUCAAAAUCCAGCACCACAACCACCUCCACAACCAGCACAACAACCACCUCCACAACCAGCACAACAACCACCUCCACAACCAGCACAACAACCAGCACAAACAGAGCAAGGACAUAAAAGAAGUAGAGAACAAGGAAACCAAGAAUUCUUAAAAAUGCUUAAGGAAAAUUAUGAUUACCCAGAUACUCUUGACUUUAGUGACAGAUAUAAAGAAGCUAUUAGAAAGUUCAAGGAAGGAAAUACUGACCCGAACCUAUUUAGCUUUAUGGUUCAGCACCAAAUGGGAUAUAAUUUCAAACCUGGAAAAUACAAGCUCGCUAAGGGAUAUGAUUUAAUAGCAUAUCAUCCAAAUGACAUGACUGAAUUUACUCCGAGAUAUUUGGUGUCAGAGAUAAAUGAUGAUUCAACUAUCUUCAUGAAACGCGUAAAAAAUAGAGACGGAACGAAAGAAGAAAGGGUUAUGAAUGCGGAUGACUUAAAUAGGGAACUUGUUAAAAACGGUCUCGGAAUAUAUGAAAUGCCACCAGAUGAGGUACAAGAAACUCCACAGGAAGAAGUUCAGAUACAACCAGACAUGGAAGAAAUAGUUCAGCAACAACAGCUAGAAGAGCCUGAAGGAAACGAACAAGUCCUUCCUUUGGAAACUAA